GGCAUUGAUAUUAAAAGUGUUAUUGAAGAUUAAGGUUUUGCUAUUAGUGCUGUUAGUAACUGUACUGUUGCUAAGAAAGCUGUUGUUAAGGGCAUUUUUGAUAAGGGUAUUAUUGGUAAGGUUAUUGUUCUUAAGGGUAUUGCUAUGGUUUGGAUGUUUGUCCCCUCUAAACCUCAUGUUGAAAUUUGAUCCCCAAUGUUGGAGAUGGGGCCUAAUGGGAAGUGUUUGGGUCAUAUGACCAAAUCCCAUAUUAACAGAUUAAUCCCCUUCCUUGAGGCUGAGUGAGUCGUCUAUCAGUUCCUGCUGGAGCUGGUUGUUAAAAAGAGCCUGAGACCUUUCUGCUCUCUUUCUCUCUCUCUCAUCAUGUGAGCUCUGCACACACCAGCUCCCCUUCAUCUUCUGCCAUGAAUGGAAGCAGCCUGAGGCCCUCACCUGACACAGAUGUCCAAUCUUGAACUUCCCAGCCAUCAGAAUUGAGAACCAAAGAUGGGGUUUCACCAUGUUAGCCAGGAUGGUCUCCAUCUCCUGACCUCGUGAUCUGUCCGCCUUGGCCUCCCAAAGUGCUGGGAUUACAGGAAAAUGGUCUCAGACAUCACACAAGCCUUCCAGAAAGAACCCAUCUGCCUCUUCUGUCUGAACUAAUGUGUAGACCCCAUCGCCACAGGCUGCAGCCCCAGCUUCUGUAGGCCCUGUCUCUGCCUUUCCUAGGAAGAAACCAAAAUUCGUACCUGCUGCCCACAUGCUGGGAACUGUCACAGCAGGAGGACUUCAAAACCAAUAUUCUUCUGAAGAAUCUAGUGUCCAUUGCCAGAAAAGCCAGUCUCUGGCAAUUCCUGAGCCCUAAUGAACAAAUGUGUGGGAUCCACAGGGAGACAAAGAAGAUAUUUGGAGAGGUGGAAAAAGAACUUGAUUCAUUUGCUGUGCUGGAACUCUCAGGAGCAUGGGGCUCGCACACACUGUGAGGGGCAGCUAAGGAACACUGGGAAAAUGGACUCAGACUUCUCACAUGCCUUCCAGAAGGAACUCACCUGCGUCAUCUGUUUGAACUACCUGGUAGACCCUGUCACCAUCUGCUGUGGGCACAGCUUCUGUAGGCCCUGUCUCUGCCUUUCCUGGGAGGAAGCCCAAAGUCCUGCCAACUGCCCUGCAUGCAGGGAACCAUCACCAAAAAUGGACUUCAAAACCAAUAUUCUUCUGAAGAAUUUAGUGACCAUUGCCAGAAAAGCCAGUCUCUGGCAAUUCCUGAGCUCUGAGAAACAAAUAUGUGGGACCCAUAGGCAAACAAAGAAGAUGUUCUGUGACAUGGACAAGAGUCUCCUCUGCUUGCUGUGCUCCAACUCUCAGGAGCACGGGGCUCACAAACACUAUCCCAUCGAAGAGGCAGCUGAGGAACACCGGGAGAAACUCUUAAAGCAAAUGAGGAUUUUAUGGAAAAAGAUUCGAGAAAAUCAGAGAAAUCUAUAUGAGGAGAGAAGAACAGCCUUCCUCUGGAGGGGCGAUGUGGUUUUACGGGCACAGAUGAUCAGGAAUGAGUAUAGGAAGCUGCAUCCGGUUCUCCAUAAGGAAGAAAAACAACAUUUAGAGAGACUGAACAAGGAAUACCAACAGAUUUUUCAGCAACUCCAGAGAAGUUGGGUCAAAAUGGAUCAAAAGAGUAAACACUUGAAAGAAAUGUAUCAGGAACUAAUGGAAAUGUGUCAUAAACCAGAUGUGGAGCUGCUCCAGGAUUUGGGAGACAUCGUGGCAAGGAGUGAGUCCGUGCUGCUGCACAUGCCCCAGCCUGUGAAUCCAGAGCUCACAGCAGGGCCCAUCACUGGACUGGUGUACAGGCUCAACCGCUUCCGAGUGGAAAUUUCCUUCCAUUUUGAAGUAACCAAUCACAAUAUCAGGCUCUUUGAGGAUGUGAGAAGUUGGAUGUUUAGACGUGGACCUUUGAAUUCUGACAGAUCUGACUAUUUUGCUGCAUGGGGAGCCAGGGUCUUCUCCUUUGGGAAACACUACUGGGAGCUGGAUGUGGACAACUCUUGUGACUGGGCUCUGGGAGUCUGUAACGACUCCCGGAUAAGGAAGAAUAGCACAAUGGUUAACUCUGAGGACAUAUUUCUUCUUUUGUGUCUGAAGGUGGAUAAUCAUUUCAGUCUCUUGACCACCUCCCCAGUGUAUCCUCACUAUAUAGAGAAACCUCUGGGCCGGGUUGGUGUGUUUCUUGAUUUUGAAAGUGGAAGUGUGAGUUUUUUGAAUGUCACCAAGAGUUCCCUCAUAUGGAGUUACCCAGCUGGCUCCUUAACUUUUCCUGUCAGGCCUUUCUUUUACACUGGCCACAGAUGAUCAGGAUUAAGAAAACUUACUGUUUGGGAACUCUAUAUACAAGGGAGCCCUUCACUGUUGAUACAAAGAAAUCAUACUGUUCAGGCUUUUUUGUACUUUAGUGUCACUUCAUUUUAUUGCUAUUAAAUAGAAAAUUUGUAAAAUGCAAAAUUUUUUGUACAUUUUCUUACAAUUAAAAUAAUCUCUUAUGGCCCAUUCCCU
Messenger RNA from Gorilla gorilla gorilla (western lowland gorilla), 2529 nucleotides. RefSeq names its product tripartite motif-containing protein 43. The record is from RefSeq and is a predicted model, not a curated record. Gene Ontology annotation, molecular function: protein binding; zinc ion binding. The transcript is spliced from 9 exons. NCBI's taxonomy places the organism in Eukaryota, Metazoa, Chordata, Mammalia, Primates, Hominidae. The coding region runs from base 844 to 2328 and encodes 494 amino acids.